Messenger RNA from Indicator indicator, 1167 nucleotides. It is a transcript of the gene PRKAR1B, whose product is annotated as protein kinase cAMP-dependent type I regulatory subunit beta. Gene Ontology annotation, molecular function: cAMP-dependent protein kinase regulator activity. Lineage: Eukaryota; Metazoa; Chordata; Aves; Piciformes; Indicatoridae. The transcript is spliced from 10 exons. The record is from RefSeq and is a predicted model, not a curated record. The coding region runs from base 22 to 1167 and encodes 381 amino acids. Gene Ontology annotation, cellular component: cAMP-dependent protein kinase complex. Gene Ontology annotation, biological process: regulation of protein phosphorylation.
UUUCUGUUUACAAGCCUGAAGAUGGCUGCUGCUUCUUCCUGCAAUGUGGAAGAAGACGAGAGCCUGAAGGGAUGUGAACUCUAUGUUCAGAAGCAUAACAUCCAACAGAUAUUGAAAGAAUGCAUUGUGAACCUUUGCAUAGCAAAGCCAGACCGACCCAUGAAAUUCCUCAGAGAACACUUUGAAAAAUUAGAAAAGGAAGAAUGCAAACAAAUCCUGGCUCGACAGAAAUCCAGUUCCCAGUCUGAUUCUCACGACGAUGAGAUCUCCCCUCCUCCUCCCAACCCCGUGGUAAAAGCCCGACGCAGGAGGGGGGGGGUGAGUGCAGAAGUGUACACGGAGGAAGAUGCUGUUUCUUACGUCAGGAAGGUUAUUCCAAAGGACUAUAAAACUAUGACUGCUCUGGCAAAGGCCAUCUCCAAGAAUGUGCUCUUUGCUCAUCUUGAUGACAAUGAACGAAGUGACAUAUUCGAUGCCAUGUUCCCCGUCACACACAUCGCAGGAGAGACAGUCAUACAACAGGGUGAUGAAGGAGACAACUUCUAUGUGAUUGACCAAGGCGAGGUGGAUGUUUAUGUCAACGGGGAGUGGGUCACCAGCAUUGGAGAAGGAGGCAGCUUCGGGGAGUUGGCAUUGAUCUAUGGCACACCCAGGGCUGCCACUGUCAAGGCCAAAACAGAUCUGAAGCUCUGGGGCAUCGACAGAGACAGCUACAGGCGCAUUUUGAUGGGCAGCACGCUGAGAAAGCGGAAGAUGUAUGAAGAAUUCCUGAGCAAGGUCUCCAUUUUGGAGUCCCUGGACAAAUGGGAGCGGCUGACAGUGGCUGAUGCACUGGAACCUGUCCAGUUUGAAGAUGGAGAAAAAAUUGUUGUGCAAGGAGAGCCUGGUGAUGACUUCUUCAUUAUUACAGAGGGCACAGCUUCUGUUCUGCAGCGCAGGUCUGACAACGAGGAGUAUGUGGAGGUUGGAAGGCUGGGUCCAUCGGAUUAUUUUGGUGAGAUAGCCUUACUGCUCAACCGGCCCCGGGCUGCUACGGUGGUGGCACGUGGACCCCUGAAGUGUGUGAAGCUGGACCGGCCCCGCUUCGAGCGAGUGCUGGGUCCCUGCUCUGAAAUCCUCAAGAGAAACAUCCAGAGAUACAACAGUUUCAUUUCACUCACUGUCUAA